Messenger RNA from Seriola aureovittata, 2497 nucleotides. It is a transcript of the gene cacng2a, whose product is annotated as calcium channel, voltage-dependent, gamma subunit 2a. Lineage: Eukaryota; Metazoa; Chordata; Actinopteri; Carangiformes; Carangidae. Gene Ontology annotation, biological process: calcium ion transmembrane transport; positive regulation of synaptic transmission, glutamatergic; postsynaptic neurotransmitter receptor diffusion trapping. The record is from RefSeq and is a predicted model, not a curated record. The transcript has 4 exons. Gene Ontology annotation, cellular component: postsynaptic density membrane; AMPA glutamate receptor complex; voltage-gated calcium channel complex. Gene Ontology annotation, molecular function: voltage-gated calcium channel activity; channel regulator activity. Bases 8 to 994 code for a protein of 328 amino acids.
CCCUUUCAUGGAAUGCGGAAACAUGGGUCUGUUCGACCGCGGAGUCCAGAUGCUGCUGACCACGGUGGGAGCCUUCGCGGCCUUCAGCCUCAUGACCAUCGCGGUCGGCACGGACUACUGGCUGUACUCGCGCGGCGUCUGCAAGACCAAGUCCAUGAGCGAGAACGAGACCAGCAAGAAGAACGAGGAGGUGAUGACACACUCGGGCCUGUGGAGGACAUGCUGCUUGGAAGGAAACUUCAAAGGGAUGUGUAAACAGAUAGACCACUUUCCUGAGGAAACAGAUUAUGAAGCGGACCCAUCUGAGUACUUCUUACGUGCGGUGCGAGCCUCCAGCAUCUUCCCCAUCCUCAGCGUCAUCCUGCUCUUCAUGGGAGGCCUGUGUAUAGCUGCCAGUGAGUUCUACAAGUCACGCCACAACAUCAUCCUCAGCGCAGGGAUCUUCUUUGUGUCUGCAGGCCUGAGCAACAUCAUCGGGAUCAUCGUGUACAUAUCAGCCAACGCAGGGGACCCUUCAAAAAGCGACUCGAAGAAGAACAGCUACUCGUACGGCUGGUCCUUCUACUUCGGUGCCCUCUCCUUCAUCAUGGCUGAGAUGGUGGGCGUCUUGGCCGUGCACAUGUUCAUCGACCGUCAUCGACAGCUCCGAAUAGGGGCGCGCGCAGCCGACUACCUCCAAGGCUCGGCCAUAACGCGGAUCCCCAGCUACCGCUACCGCUACAGACGCCGCUCGCGCUCCUCCUCCCGCUCCACAGACCCAUCACACUCCCGUGACGCCUCGCCGGUGGGCCUCAAGGGCUUCAGCGCGCUGCCAUCCACAGAGAUCUCCAUGUACACGCUGCCCCGGGACACCCUCAAGUCCUCCGGCACGCCCACCGCCACCUACAACUCUGAGAGGGACCACAACUUCCUGCAAGUCCACAACUGCAUCCAGAAGGACCUGAAAGACUCGAGCCACACCAACACAGCGAACCGCCGCACCACGCCGGUAUGAGGGAGUCGACACAGGCCAGGCUGGUCCGGUGGAGAGCGGAGACCAGGAGACACGGGAACCCCUGUGGGUGCGGUACGCCCCUGGUGAAGAUGGAUUUCCAUGUUUAUAGACAUUUGUUCUUUUUGUUCAGCUGCAUGACUUUUCCAUUACCAUUGUUGAGAGAGUUUCAACAAGUCUGCUGUGUUCCUGGAUUGAAUGGCAGAAGAGUGAGAAUGGGUCAGGUUGUACCGAGAGAGUGAGGUCUGUCAUUACGAGGUUUGUGAGGUUCGGGGCACUGACAGGGAGGGUGGGAGGGAGUGGGCAUUUAUGAGAUAAAGAAUUGAUUUCAUGAUUUCAUUGCCCUUUGGUUUGACAGUUUUGCCCCACAGUUUGGUUGGAGCAACAGGUCAGGCUCCCCCGCAGCCGGCCCACCGCUCGGACAUACACCUCUUUUAUUUAAUGACUCAUUUGUUCAUUUUUUGCAUUAAAACUGUGAAUUGUUACAGCUUGGGAUUCAGUAAGAAUUAGCCCAAUCUGUAAUCUCUAACAAAGGUACUAUAUAUAUAUGUAUUACUUUUAUAAAUAAAUUAUUACGUUAAUAAUCAAGAGUUACAGACUUUACCGAAGCAAAAAAGAAAAAAAAAAAACAAGUUAACUAAACCAAGUGCUGUUGGUAACAUGAGGAAAAGACUCUUUUAGUAUCUGUUCAUUUGAAGGUCGAGAACAAGCAAAGGUCCUUUAGGUAGCAGCAGUGCACAGCGACUGGUGCCGCCAGAGGCAGAUACAGACAGUCAGCAGUAGAAUAAUAUCUAUUCUUUUAACAGAACCUUCUCGUCUUUUUCUCAGUCCCUGUUCGCUUUCUUUUUUGGGGGGGUCGUAACGGGAGAAUUGAACCCCUUAACAGAAAGAGCCAACAAAAGGGGUCAAAGUUCACAAAGCAAAGACUCCAAACACGACUUCUACAAAAUAAAAAAGGAAGGAGCAGAGGGGAAGGAAAAGAAGAGGACGCCAAACACAAAAAUAAAAACAAGUUAAAUAUGAAAUAGUACAAGAGAAGCUAAGUGACUCACAAUUUCAGAAAUUAAAUGCAUGCUAUAAAAUUACAGCAAAUCUGCUCUUGAGAAACUUAAGUUUUAAAGGUUAAUAAUUAUAAGGGGAAAAAAAGCAAAGACGCUAAAGUUUAAAGUAUUAAUGUUUCAUGUGUAUUUUUCUUAUGUUUUCUUUUUUAUUUAUUUAGUUCAUUUUAUCUUAUUGCUUUUGUGAGACAAACCAAACAAUCUACAUUGAACAAAACUGCUUUUUUAAAUGGUUUGGUUGAUUUCUUUAUAAAUAUAUAAAUAUAUGUAUGUAUGUAUUUUAUUUUUAAAACUCACACAGCCUUAGUCAUUUCUUUGUUUCUUUUGAUUUUUAAUGUGUUGUUCAAUUUGAAAAUGAAAUCUUUAAAGGUGCCAAAACCGAAUGAUCCUAUACUUGGAUGCAUCAAGUCCUGAUGAAUAAAAUACGAACCCUAGGGGGAACAAAUCA